AUGACUGAUGUUUCGGAGAGGUUCUUCAAUCUUUACACCAAAUUCGUGUCUGAAUCUGAGCAAGAUAAAGAACUAAACACGUGCAACUCAACGAUGGUGUCGAUUUCUGGAGCGUAUUCGAUGAUUUCUCGCGAAGAAACUCUUAAACUAUCUCUUGACGAGCGAGACAAAGUCAAAGAGUCCAUGUCAUUGGUAUUAGAAAAGCUAGAUAAACAAAUUUCUUUUGCCAUUUCCAUUUGGGCCGACAAUUUUGAAAGUGAAUUUUACAACUAUAUCCAGCUUCCGGAAGAUAUCAUCUGGGAGUCUUUUUUUCGGCGCGGAGAAGACGAAAAUAGGCUUUCUUUAGCGAUCCAACAAAUAGAUGUCAGACUUUGGCUAUUUGCUUCCGCUCUACAAUCCCUCAUUGUCAAACAUCGCUCGGUGUCUGCCUUUUUCACGCUUGCCGAUUUUCUUCGAGUCAUCCGAGAAGCCGAGCUGAAUGCACCCAAAAUAUUUUUUGAUAAUUUUCGCAAGGAGCUCAAAAGUGCCAGGUUAUCUUCUCCCAAGUAUGCACAGGGACAUAAAAACGCAAGCCUUACAGGUCCGCCAAAAUACAGCAGUGCCAAUGUCCCUGAAGGUUCCUUGCAAAACGAUGAAAGCAUUACUGAGAGGAGUCCAUCUAUUUUGGCGAACGCACAAGCUUUGACUUAUGAAAAGUCGUUUGAUAUACACCAGGAAGAGAUAUCUACGAUAAAGGCUACUCAAAGACAAUUAGAAGCCAUAGCGGCCCUUCAAUCGAUGCUUGGUCAGCACUUGGAGGUGCAAUCUAUUGCAGUUGACGCCAUUUUUGACGAGGCACACUUGUCUUUGAAUGACAUUGGACGGGGCCUUGACUGUUUACAACAAGCAAGCGCAAACCCAGAAGGACCCUUUAAGAUUGGGGCCAUCUUUCUGAUUUGCCUCUCUAUAUCCCUCCUACUAUUUGAUUUCAUUAAGUAG
Molecule: messenger RNA, 978 nt
Organism: Mitosporidium daphniae
Lineage: Eukaryota; Fungi; Microsporidia
Exons: 3
Coding region: 1-978 (325 amino acids)
Source: RefSeq, a predicted model, not a curated record